Xyrichtys novacula (pearly razorfish) is the source of this 25744-nucleotide messenger RNA. Lineage: Eukaryota; Metazoa; Chordata; Actinopteri; Labriformes; Labridae. The record is from the annotation of a GenBank genome assembly.
GGAGAGGAGAGUGCGCGCAUGGUGGUUGGAUGCUAUAAGGCGCGUGAAGCCCCUCACAGACGCUCAGAGCUCAAGUUGUUUCCCGCACGUGAGAAUCUGAAUGAACGUGAGCCGGUCAGACCGAGACGCAGAGCGCGCGAGUGAAUGAAGCCGGAGAACGAGGAGGAUUUGUGAAUGAAACAUCUGAGAGGAAACAGCAGCAGCGGCGCGAGAGGAACCGAUUCACAAAAAACCAUGAAGAGGGAAAAAACCUGAGAAUCUUCAUCUGAAAAUAUCUGUUUUAUUUCUUCAGAUUUAAUGAUGGAAGGACGACAGACUGAGAGGGAGCCUCCCGUCUCUGUUUGAAGACUUUAGUCGCAUUUCUUCCUUUCCUCAUUGAACCAUCUCUUUAUUUUUUCUAGUUUUAUCUUUUUUUCAUCCUCGUCGUUGAAAAGUGAGCCUUCACAUCGACACUGAGGGACUUAUAACAAACAGAGCCGCCUCGUUUCCACUGAAAUGCUCCGGGCUGCGCUUUAACGCUUCUCUCCGGUGCCAUUACGCGCGGCGAGGCGCACGGCUCCCCGCUGCAUGGACGUGGAAAGAAGGGGUGCAGAGGGGGCUGCAGGACCUGUCCAACCUGGCAAUCUAAGAACCACAAGACGACGCUAAGAUUUGCGUAAUAUUCCCGUUUUCCCGAUGAGCUAUUUCGUGAUGAAAAGUGGGUGGAGGAUUCACGUCGUUUUACCGGGUGUCCUCAUCCACACUCCGUGUUAGAUCCCUCUCGCCGUGGACUCGCUUCAGCUCGGAGCUCUGAGGUGAAGUUUGGAUCAGUUCCUUAGAUGAUCAUGGGUCAGAUCUCCAGAUGCUGUCACACUCCCUCCUCUUCUUCAUUGUUUCCUGUGAAGUUUCUGUGGCUGAUUUGAACUUUGAAACACACUGAAUAGUUCUGGUCCAGCAUUAAACAUGACACCGGUACCCGGACCGAGUCCCCAUCAGCGCUCCAACUCUGACUGACUCCCGCGUCCCGGUCAGCUCUGCGUUAUUAUGCUGAAUGGACCCACCUUCCGCCGCCACGACCCCAUGCGACUCGUCGACCCGAGGCACCUCCCGCAACUGAUGUCCCUGGAGGACCAUGAGCCCACCAUGGUGGAGGGGACGCUGGGACCCCGGAACUCCACGCCGGCAGGGGAGGAGGGGGCUCCGGGUCAGCACCACCACUCCUUCCCCUGGGCGGUGACCCUGCUGGCCGGCGUGCUGAUCACGACCAUCGUGGUGGAUGUUGUCGGGAACCUGCUGGUCAUCGUGUCCGUGUUCAGGAACCGAAAACUCAGGAAAGCAGGUAGGGGGUUUUCCCGGGGAGGAUCCGAGCAAAAGUUCCAAAACAAGUCAAGGGAUCACGAUUUAGAGCAGUGGUUUCCUCGAGUUUUGUUUUCAUUUGCAAACAUGUCUCUUUCAAUUCAAAUAGUUCACAUUUAGUUCAUUUUCCUGCCAUUUAAACUCUGGUGACACUAAAAGUAAAUAAAAAAGGAAAGAAACAGACGUGAACUCAUUUUUAUCACCAAAGAAUGAACUAAUCUUGUGUUUUUUGAGGGAAUAUUACAAAAAAAGAGUCAAAAAAAGAGACAUAUGACGAAUCAAAAUGUAUUUCUUUUAUUUCAUUUGCGUACAAACUGUUUCAUACUACUACAGAGUUGGUGUCAUUGACAGAAAUCAAACUGAACCUCGAUCUUCUUGUCUGUGAAGGAAACUGCACUUUGAUGCAAAUGACUGACCUUCUAUAAACCGGUUCGGUUCUAAGAACUUGUGAGUUCUCCGUUUUUUAUGAAUAAGAAUUUGAUUCAUGUCUCUGAGCCUCUUUAAAAGCUCUCAUUGAGAAAAUCAGAUGAGCUGAUUUUUUAACCCUUUAAGACAUGGACCAAUUUUAGGGGGCUCCCGACUCCCUCACAUUUGUUUUGUUGUUGUGCCAAAGACCAUUUCAAUCAGGACGACCUCAGGUGUCAAUCAAUCUAAUUUAAGUCUUAUUUAAAGUUUGAUUUGUGCUGGUACUUACCACAGAUAAGGCUACAUAUUAUUUACGUGCACAAUGUCAACACCAGCUUUGAGCAUCAACAUGUUUUCGUUGAAUAGGACCAGACAAACUUCAGUUCUGUUUGACCCGUAAGUAUGGAGAGUUAGUGGUGUGUCGGUUGUGACAGAGGGCGGAGCAGAGAGACACUUCACCUGCAAAUCCAGAACCUUCCUGCACUGAUGAGGAGGUUUGGAUGAGUUUGUAGGAAACAAUCGCAAAGUAACUUCUCAUUCUUCUGCUUUUUCCGAUUUCUUUACUUUUCACUCUCUCUGGUAACACUUACUUUUUAAAGACCCACACUUUUAUUAACAGGUUAUCGUGGUUUUCAGUUGAAUCAAAUCAAAAGAUUCUGGAUUUUUAUCGUUUUUUUAAGCACCUGGUAUCGAAAAGUGUCAAAGUUUCAAAACUUGUGACCUCUGUAGUUCGAUGUAUAGACGUGUUUAAAAUGUCAGAACAGCUGUUUGUAACGCUUGUGAAGCACAGGUGAUGGGAAACCAACAAAACAAACAUAUUUUCAAUACUAUUAGUUUAAUGUGAAUCUAAAACACUGUCACCAAGAGUUUCUAAAGAGUUUCCUGUUUGCAGUCUACGUCAGUCAAAUCUAAGAAAUACGACUGCAGCUUUAUCCCUGAAUACUAAAAGUAGGGCUGUACGAUUAAUUGAUUUUAAAUCGUUAUCGGAUUAUUUGAUUACCACAAUGUCAAAAUAAUUAAAAUCCUCAAAUUGAUUUUCCUCUCUAUCAUGUCAUGUGCGUCCAGGCCACUGUAGGCUCCUCCCCCUUCCUACAGGAGCGCUCCCCAGUUCCGACACACACCGGUGUAAACAAACAUGGCGUUUGCAAAAGAAGGCGAUAAUUUCGUGGCUAAGUUGGACAAGAGUGAGUCAGUCGUGUUGAAUUGGUACGACUUCACAGUUUCAGAUGAAGAGUAACCCACUCCCCACUGCAAAGUCUGUCUGAAGGUGGUAUUAACCCGUCACCAUGGAAACGCAAAAGUUUUUUGACGUAUUGCCAUUUCAUCCACAUGAAAACGGCGUUUCUAGUCAUUGUAAACGGAAGCUUUUGAAAACAGGUCAGACGGUACAGAGUACAUCUCCGUGUGGAUGUCUAUCUGCAUCUCUGGAAACGAUCAUGUGACACACAGAGUAACUCUUUUAUGGCGCCAAAACAACCUUGAUACACAUGCUCUGUACUCUUCUUCUGUCUUUUGUUCAUAUACUGUGCAGCAUUACAGCGCCACUUACUGGCUUGGCAUAUGCACUACAUUGUUUUCAGUGGUUUUGUUUUGAGUGAUGAUAGAAAAACUUUUUAUUUUUGGUGAAGUUGUGACUCAGUAAAAAAUUGAAAAUCGAAUUUCAGAGAAAAAAGAAUUGUGUUUUUAUUUUUGGCGAAAAUCGUGUAGCCCUACGUUACAGAUAGUCAGUUGUCUUCUUGUGAGGUGAUCCUUCUGUCUCCAUCUUGGUCUUCUUCUCUUUGGCUUCAUGCUGAACAGAUCUCUGCUGAUGUUUUACUCCAGGACUCUUGGACGGGAGGUUUGCUUGGUCCUGUCGGUGAAUAAGAACAGAAACUCCACUCAGACUUUUGGCUCUGACUUUUCAGUCUCUGUUUCAAGGACUUUUGGAAGAGCAAAGAAGUUCAGGCAUGGUUGGUGACUCACUGUAAAUCAAUGUGUAAAUCUGAUAGUAGCCACAGCUGAUUGAGGACUACAAGCUGUCAGGAGCGCCGUCGUGCAUAAAUAAGCCGUCCACUUAGGAUCCUUCAAACAUAACACUGCAGAAGAAAAACGAAAAAAAUCAAUCAGGCUCCUAAUUGUUAUCUUUCACUCAGCAGCAUGCUCCGGCAGAGCCAUCUGAAGCAGCAGAUAUCACAUUAAAAGCACUUAGAGAGGCCAGGAAGCUCCUUUGCUCUCAAACAACAAUUUAUGAAUAUUGAUGAGUUGUUUGGCGCUCAUCAUCUCUGCAAUCCUGCAGUCAUAACUUCCUGAGAAGCUCUCAUAUUAAUAGUUCAGGUGAGGAAAUCAAUCCUCUCACAGUAUCACCCCUCACACUCCCUCUACCCUUCAGUCAAACCUGUUGACGAGAGGACGCGGUUUGGACUGAAGGUUCAGAGGUCAGCGGGUCGGAUCCUAAACCAGCUGCAGCAGAACGAGCAGCAUGGAGGCUGUUUUCUCCUCCAUAAAAGCCUGAAUUAGCAGCUGCAAAGUGGAAACACUUAUCCCAUUUUCUGUGUAAAUGGACCCUGAGAUCAACAGGAGGUUGUGCUGGGAAGAGGCGAUGGUGGGGAAUGAAAAAAACAGUCACCAGAUGCUGGAAACUGUUCAGAAAGCAGGAUUUUGAGUCAUCGGAGUGAUGAAAUUUGAUCGUUUUAGAGCAGAUGUUUGACUUCAGUGCAAAGCUGUGGAGAAAGUUCAGCAGUCAUCAUGUCAGGUGUCGUGUUUUUGGAUGUUUGGGUGUUUUUAAAAGAGCAGAAAAGUAGAAUAUUUGAUCUGCUGUGAAGGUUUUUCUGCUGUGGUGGUUUCACCUCUCCAGAGGCAGCAUGAAGCAGCAGGACCAGACAGACUGAAGAUGACCCGCUUUAAAUACCGAGUCAGAGGAUUGUGAUGAGCUCUGAAAAUAUCGUCUUCCAGGUUCGGCUCACCUGGCGAUGAAAUGUGAUCUUGCAUCAACAAGGAUUGUUGUAUUUUCAAAAUUAAGCAGACGUUUUUGUGUUUUUUCACGGUUUUACUCCUACUGUAUGUAACAAAGUGGAGAGGACGAGCCCAUUAAAGCUUUUACUACCUGGUGGUCGUGAUUCUACUGCUGCAGGAAAUCAGAGUAUGUGAAGUUUGACUGUUUCUACUAAAAACAAACUCUCUGCAGAAAGAAAUCAGCCUGAAGACAUGAAGCAGGUUUUAGUUGGUAAGAUUUAAGGUGUAAACAAUGUUUUCACAGCUGCUCAAACAUCUAAACUUGAAGAGGGGAGGUUGAUGGCACGCUGGUUUGGCUCAGUCGGUAGAGCAGGUGCUCCACGUUCAGGGCUGGUGUGCUCUUAAACACCUGACUGUUGCAUGAAGACCUCAUGCUGCUGGUCUCCUUUGGGGUUUCCCGCUCUGAUUCAGGUGCAGACCUAAAGAGCAAACUUAAUAAUGAAGAACAACAGGAGAGGUAGAUUGUCUUCUCCGGGUCAGAGGGGAGGUCCUGCCUCAAGUGAAGGAGUUCAAGUAUCUCAGGAUCUUGUUCAUGAGUGAGGGUAGGAUGGAGCGGGAGAUCGACAGGCGGUUCGGAGCGGCGUCAGCAGUGAUGCGGACGCUUAACCGAUCAGUCGUGGUGUAGAAAGAGCUGAGCCGUAAGGCGAGACUCUCCAUUUACCGGUUGAUCUACUUGCCGAUCCUCACCUAUGGUCAUGAACUUUGGGUAAUGACCGAAAGAACAAGAUCGUGGAUACAAGCGGCUGAAAUGGGUUUCCUUCGCAGGGUGUCCGGGCUCAGCCUUAGAGAUAGGGUAAGGAGCUCGGACAGUCGGGGGGCGCUCAGAGUAGAACCGCUGCUCCUCCACGUUGAGAGGAGUCAGCUGAGGUGGCUCAGGCAUCUGGUUAGGACGCCUUCAGGACGCCUCCCGUUAGAGGUGUUCCAGACAUGUCCCACCGGGGGGAAGACCUUGUGGAGGGAUCAAAUCUCUCGCCUGGCCUGGGAAUCCCCCCUGGUGGAGCUUGUGGAAGUGGCUGGGGUGAAGGCCUUCUGUCUGGGCUCCCCUCCUGAAGCUGCUGCUCCCACGACCCGGACCCGGAUAAGCGGAAGAAAAUGACGACGACGAAGAGGAGAGACAUCUUUUUACAUUGACACAAAAUGCACAAAACGCAAAAAUGAAAACAAGUCGUUGUGUUACUUUGGUGCACACUUUGCUGUGGUUGUUGAAUCUUUGGUUUGGUUGCCUGGCAACUGUUGCCUCCAGGUUAAACAUGAAGAGCAUGCAAGAGUUAGUUAACAGGGAAGUUUUGAUGGUUAUAAGGCGACACAGGAGUAGGUUGAGUCUGGGACGAGCAUAAAGAGUGACAUGAUGAUAGCGGUGAUUCAGAUGCUGGUGAUGAUCCGUCAUUGUCCGAGGAAGAGGAGGAGGACAGUGACUUCUUCUGGGAGGAAGCUUGUGGCCUCGCUGUGCCGCCAUGAGCCAAAAAAGUGGGGAGAUUAGAGACUUUAGGGACAAAUAGAGGCUGUAAGGGAGUUUGCUGAUCAUCUCUCUGACGUCUGUCUCUAAAAGGCUCGACAGUAAUACGCUUUCAUCCCUCCCACGUCGGUGCCUUAGUUUCCCUCAGUGUGAAUCAAACAGAGAGCUUUCCAAGCGGCAGUCUCUGGUCUUGAGAAAUGAAACCAGUGUGGAGGUGUAAAAAAGCUGCAGUUCCUUAGGUGUCCACUUGGGACAGGCUGCAACAGUUCCAGUAAAUACAUGCCUGUUUGAAAGAGUCAAUGUUUACUCCAGCCUGCCUGUUCCCCCUGUUUUCUGCCCUGUUCUACGGUGGCCCUGAGGUGCAAAUCAGAAAACACACAACAUAAGAGAAAACACAAGGGAAAAGAGACGGUCAAACCAGCGGACACUAAAAUUAAAAUUAGAGUGUGUGUAGUCAGAGAUGACUUCUGCUCAUGUACAUUAAUAUUGCCUGAAAUUAUGGGUCAGUCACGUGUAUUUUCAUAACAUUAGGAUAUCAGAAAUUCUCCAUUUACUGUUUCUAGCAUCUUAUUUUGAAAGGCAGAACUCCUAAUAGUGUCUGCUCACUCGUUUGGGAUCGUUUGAAUGCAUUUACCGUAAAGGUUAGAAUACGCGGGUACGCUAAUUUUAGUGUCCGCUGGUUUGACCGCAGUCUCUUUUGUUGUUGUGAUUUGUACCUCAGGGCCACCGUACUAUCCCAUCAAAUAAAAGCUGAAAAAGUUUUAAAAAUUAAUAAAAUAAAAAAUUGGGUCUGAAUGGAGCAUGUUUUUUUUUUUAUCUGCACAUGCUGCACAGGUGUUAAAGUUUGAAUACUUGAUCAGUUUACUUUUGAUUUUGUCACGAUUAGGAGCACGGCUGUCUUCACUGAGGGAGAGGCUGAGGUGAUGGAGGUGGAGGUGAAAGUUAGGUUGAGUCAGCAGUUUACACCGUCUAUGUGGGCUUAAAGGGGGCUUUAAGAGACUAACGGCACUCAGACCAGGCUCAUGUUUUAUUAAAGUGUGUGAGGGAUCUGCAGAGGAGCCGGGUUAGAAAGAGAAGUUAACGUGGUGUUCGUGUUUUUCCAGAUUCCCAGACUUUUUACGAAGCUUCAUCUGUUUGACACCCAACCUGACAUGUGAGUGGACGCUGUGGAUGGAGGCGGUUUAUCAAACUUGUCAACCAUUCAGAGCGAAUUGACACCUGAAGAGUGACAGGAGAAGAGGAAAUAGUGUGAACUGAAUUCAACUAAUAACUGAAUUACCCUUCAGGGAAAAAUAAAGUUCUUCUUCUUCUUUCAGUGAUGGUUUAAAUAGAGGAUCUGAGUCCUGGUCUUGAAUCUACAACACUGUUUUACACGAUGUCUGAUCUGUACGACUCCUCAUGGUUUCCAACUUCAUGCAGUUUCAUGAAAAUCUGUGCAAGAGUUUAAAAGACCCAUCAAUAAUAAAACAGUCAUAAAGAAGCAGGUAUGGGAGGGUGCAGUUGGCAAGUUCGCGGCUUCAUUUUCUUUAUCUCAUUUUAAGAUAAUUUUCUGACACCUGAGCCUCCCAGUCACGCGCCGCAGCUCCACGCCUGUCCCGAUGACGAAUUAGCAUGGCGAUAAAUCAAUACACAAACAGCCGUACGCUGUCACCGCCUUCAGCUCGUCAAGGCUGUCCCGGACGCAUCAGUCAAAAACAGACAGGUCAUUUGUUUCCCACCUGCUUCCAUCAGUCCGGAGGUUUCCAGCUUCCUGGGAGUCUGGCGGUGAAAAUGUAACGAUCGGAGGAGGAAAACUGGAUGAAUUGUUCACCGCUCUCAUCUAUUCCUCAUGCCACCUCCUCAUUCAUCUGAUCCCCCUUCCUGUCCUUUCUUAUCUCUUUUUUUUCUAACCUUCCAGCCUUUUCUCCGGUUUCUGCAUCUUCUCAAUUCAUCUCCCGCCUUUCCAAUCCUGCCUCCCUCCCUGAUCCUGCCGCUCUUGUCCUUUUCGUUUGAUUCAUUCCUCUACAACCCUCUCCUCACCUUUCCUCCACGUUUCUGCCUUUUCAAUCACUCGCCCCCUCCUCUUAAUUACUUUUCUCUUCCCUCCUCUCCUGUUCCGCUCGCUCUCUCAGAUUUUCCCCUCUCCUCUUCGCCCUGUAAACUAUUCUCCUCUGCUCGCCAUUAUAAUGUCGUCCCCCACAUCCAUCCAUCUCCCCCUCCCCCUCCAUCCUGUCAGAGAUACAUCACCUGAUCAUCAGCAGAGUCCUGUCAUGAUUCAUUUUGUCAGCGUCCCCAGAUCUGCGCCAAACGGAUUACCUUCAUUCAUAAUCCGCCAUCGGUAGAUCAGCGAGAAAUACGCCUGAUGUCACUAAAGUGGGAUAUCAGUUCAUGGAAAGCAGGAACAGCUGUCGACACUUACUGCUCUGGUGAAAUGCAUCUGAUGUGUGUUUUCAUACAUGACUUACACACAUUUUUCAGUGUUGGUUGAUUGGUGGCUUAAUGAUUUUGGUCAAAAAUAAAAUCCAGAUUUUUUUUUCUCUGAAAAUACGAUUUUUGAUUUUUAUUUUUUAUUCAGUGACAACUUCAUCAAACUUCACUUUAAAAAGAAAAAGUUUCUCUAUCAUCUCUCAAAACAAAACCACUGAAAAUGAUGUAGUGUAUAUGCCAAGCCAGUGAGUGGCGCUGUAAUGCUGCACAGGAAAUGAACAAAAGACAGAAGAAGAGUCAAAGCAAACGUAUAAAUGUUGUUUUGGCCGAACACGCGAAGGCGCCAUGAAAGAUUUACGUUGUUUACGUUACGUUGUGUUGUUGAGAGGAAAAUCGAUUUGAGGAUUUUAAUUAUUUUAACAUCGUCAUAAUCAAAUAAUCUGAUUAUGAUAUAAAAUCGGUUAAUCGUGCUGCUCUAACUGUUGGAUGUCUAAACUAAACCUUGCCGAAGCUUCAAGACAAUCAGACACACACACACGUUGAAGCUGCAGACCUCCAUUGAGACGACCCGAGGUGACGUUUUUUCUUACACGCUUCUGUUUGUUUGAAAUGGGAAUCCCAUGUUGUAUUUUGUCUUUGUUGAAAACAAAAAUAUCAAACCAACAUUAUAAACAUCAGAGAAAAAAAUUAUAUUCACAUGAAACAAAAAAUACGUACUGCCCCGUGUAAUCGCUCCGCUCUGUGGAGGUCUGCUGCCAGCCUCUCUCCAUGGAGAUGUUUUCUGGGUUCUCUAAAUGUGACAUCAGGCUCUUCCGUCCAAUCAGGAUGACCCGGACUCUGUAUCAGAUGGCUUUACCGUGAACUUUGAACUCAUUACAAAGUUAAUCACCAAAGUGAAGACAAGAGUCAAAAAUCAACGCUAUGUGAGAUGUUUUACAGCCAACCUUGGAAAAUAGGGUUAGUUAGGUAAGAAAUAUUGGAGCGUAUCACUUAUAAGUCAAGAAGAGUUUACAGAAGCUGUUAUGGAUGUGCAGUAUUUAUGUAUACCACUGAAAACAUAAGCGUGUGAAUGACAUGGUUGGAAGAUUACUGGUUUGGGUUUAAACAAGUUAAUUAUUCCAUCAGCGCAGCGACAUGUUUUGACUCGUCUGACAGCCGCACUCGGCUCUCAGUGGAGUUGACACUUCCUAGCUGGCUGACCGGCCUAAUUAUCCGGAUCAGAGUCUUUGUUGCUUCUUAAUCUGCAGAAAAACUCAGCGUGAAAGCUAAAAAUCAAUCAUUCAGAUGCCUGAACGAGUCGGACAGUUUUUUAUUGAUCCAGAGGCGGGUAGAUCAGUGAUUUUCAACCUUUACUGAGUCCCACCUGGACAGAUUAAUCCACAGCAGAAGAGACCAGCGAUGAACUCUAAAUGUCACCCAGAUCUGUUCAUGAACUUGGAUUUUUUAGUCCAUCGAUGCUUCAUUCACUGCUGAUUAUUCUGUGUCCGAUCCUCAUGAGUCACAGUCUGUGCUUCGGCUGUUUGAAAGUGAUGAAUCCACAGAAGUUCAGUGCAGCUUUUGCAGCGUUUACACCUGCUUAAAGGAACAUUAAAGAACAUCAAACUUCUCAAAUCACCUGCUCAGACUGAAGCGUACACCUAAUGUGCCCUGAAGUAAGCUGCAUCUCAGCGCCGCGGUGCUGUUAGCGGGUCACACUGAUACACUUUAGCUCCUCUCUUCUAUGCAAAUGAGCCUAAUGGCCAAACGCAUUUGGAGUGAGAGCUAAUAGCAUCGUCAGACGGUUGGUGGUAACUGCAGGAGGAAGAGGUGUCCGCCUCAGACUUCUCACAGUGAUUGUAAAUCUCUUUUGACGAAAAAGUUUUUAAACUUCUCAGGAAACUUUGUUCAUUUUUCCCGGACGUGGAAAAAAAAGAGUCAAACAUCUGUUCUGGCUCAUCAAGUGAAUCUGCAAGUUCGCUUUGUCUGCUUACUAGUUCAGCUAUCCCAUCUUUAAAUCAUAUAUCAUAUCCAUUAAAAGCAGCUAUUUUGCACUAAGAAAAAACAUGUUUCCUGCAGAGUGAGACUCAGGCCCCGUUUAUACGUACCCGGUUAUUUUUAAAAACAAAGACAUUAACCAUCGUUUGCACACCUUCGUUUAGAUGCAAACGGAGAAUUCGCCUCUGAAAACGACGCUUUUUAAAAACUCCGACCAGAGUGGAGAUUUUGGAAAUCGCAUGUUUGCAUGAAAAGUGAGAUUUAAGUAGCUGAUGGCGGAUUGUGCGCUGAAAACUGGGUUAAAUGCGACGUUGUUUACAAUCUACAGUGAUCAUGGAUGCAUGUAGAAUAGAAGUCGCAUUUAUUCUGGUGCAAUCCCUCUGUAUUUGUUUGCAUUUGCAUCUUUUCCAAAAGAAGGUAGUGACGUUGUUGUUGUUGUUGCUGCUAUGCAGGAUUCUCAUUGGCCAACGUGGGCUUGAGCUUUAUGCUACACUGCCACCUACAGAUUAGGCAUGCUCUUGACGGCGUAUAUACACGGGUUAGUGUAAACGAAAACUUUUCUGAAUACGUAGUGGUGUGAACGCAGCUUUUUUUGUGUAAACAGAGAAGGUGAAAUGUCUGUUUAUGAAAAUAGCUGGGCGCAUGUAAACAUAGUCUCAAAUUGUGUUUGGAAGAAGAUCGGAGAAAAAACUGGGGCUAACAUAUCAAUCAAAUGACGUCAUAAAUCGGUGCAACACAUGACAAACUGGUGGCAUUCAAGAUAAACAAGAACAACAAGCAAUGAAAGACAAGAAAAAAGACAAAGGUCAUCUCUAUGCAUUUAGUGUUAACAUGUUUAUAUCGAGUUAUAGUUUGUCAUAAGUUUACAGACAUGAUUUACCUUCAAACUGUCUGUAAACCUGCUAAUUUCUCCUGUGAAGUUGAACCUUUUCACACCGAAAUGCAGCAGGAUCCACUUUGUAACUUGACUGGAUAACGCUUCAAAAACCUUCGAACAGUAAGAAUGUCGAGCUCCCUUAAAAAACGUCAGAGGUGAACUUCUUUAAAAAUCAAUCUUGAAGUCGGUAAUAUCUAUAGGUGAUAAAUAAAUAACAGCCGUCCCUCACAGAUGGAGUUUGGUUGCUUCUAAGUCGACGGAUGGUUCCAUCAAGAUGAGCAGAUGGCGGUUCUCCGGGUGUUUCUUCAAUCCUGAACCAACCGGUCUGACAGCUGGAAACCAGCAGGAAAGAGAGGGGGGUCUAACAGAGAAAUACCACACACUGGGGGGAUUUUCUGCAAAGACAGAGCCCACAGUGCUUCUCUGACCUUCAUUUCCAUCUCCUCAUCUCACGGCGCAGCAGACUUCACUCCCAGGAACUCUGAUGGGUCUCAACAAGCCCUGAAGCUCCAAACUAAUGGGACUUAUUAUGUAAAUGCGUGAGCUCUCUGCAGAAGGUGACGCAGUUUGAAACGAUGUGAUGACCCCAUUAUGAACAUUCAUUAACAGAUAUACAUUCAGAAGCUAUAAAAGUUUACGGGGGGUUAUAAUGUUGGAUUAUCUCUCAAAGAACUGGAUUUAUCUAAACUCUUGAAAUGAAGGUUUAGACAUCCAAAACAAACUAAAGGAACAGUUUGUGAAGAGAUCAUCAUAUUCAGCUUCAGAGGAUUACAAAAGUUUUAAAGACCUACAAUAAGAAGCAUCAUCGCACUGAAAGAAAGAGUUCAUUCAUGAAUCGGAGUUUAGUCUGAUCCAUCUGAAGGGCUUUCAAUGACCAUCUACCUGACAGAUCCAACAUUCAGUGACUGCACCGUCCGAGCAAGGUCACAGCUGUCCGGCAGGGACAGAAAUACUUUUAGAAACCUCCCUCUGGGUUUUUAGAUAGCACACCUUCAUAAAUACAGAGAGGGACAGCAGGUUCAGCUUUUAAAGCAGAGAUGGAUGAAGGAUGGAUGAAGGAUGAACGUGUGGAUGUACGACGUGGUUUCACUGAUGAGCGCCUCCAUGUUUAAUGAGGACCUAAUCAUCUCUGGGCUUCUUUCAUGAUUACCGAGCACGAGCAAAUGAUCCAAUGUCAACAGGAGCUUUGACGUUCUCUGAUUUUUUUGCUAGAUGCAGAUAAAAAAACACGUACCGCACCUUUAAAGGAGAGUCAGCAUUUGAGAGUUUUAUUUGGUAAAUUUUUUAUUCUGUUGAACACUGUCUAACCCCCAAUUUCAACCGCAUCUGGAAUGGUGACGAAAAGGCCUCAUUCGCCGAUCGCAGCUGAUCGUAACCUUUAGAGUUAACGUGUCAAUUUCCACCGGCUUCUUUCCAUUCCGCUGCGGAUCACCGGACUCCGCAGCUGAUCGCAAGAGUUCCGUUUUUCCCUGCAGCAUGCCAAAUAAAUUCAGCACAGAUUAACCCGUGCUGGAAAGGAAGUCGGGCACAGACACAAAAUAAAACAUCCGGCCACACCACGCAAACGGGCGGGGACGAACAAGUGAAAGGUUCAUAGACGUCAUUUUACGCGUUGACACCGUGGAUGAGGAGAUGCUGAUUCUAGAAGUCUAGAAGUGGAUUUCCUCCUCUGAAAGGACACAAUCUACUGCUUAUAUGGUUAGCCUAUGUGGCUGUCUUUAUAGACAACUUGUUAUCGCGCGAUUGCACGUGAAUCCGCGGGUUCUUGUGAGUUCUCUUGAUUCCUACUGUCUGUAAUCCGCCACGAAAUUCUCCUCACAAAGAGAUCCGGUAGGAAGUGGCGGACGGUGAAAACUGCCACCGUUCCACAUCGGAGCCGUUCCGGAUGCAGCAAAAAUUGAGAGACAGAGUACUAGUGGAAAAAAAUGGCUCUUGGACUUCUCUGGACCGAAACCGUUUUAGUCUGGUUCCUGAAUGGAAAGGCAGAUCCAUGCGGCCUCAAGGAUCCAGACUUUCUGAGUUUCUGAGUUUGAUGUCCAUUAUUUAAAAACUACGGGUUGAGUGACAGAGAAAAUGCAAGGCUGCAGGUUUUGAGUUGUUGAAUUAUGUCCCUGUCUCAUAAAUGUUUGAAAGGAUGAAUUGACUUGUUGAGUAAACGCUCGGCCGUAUUAAUGCCGUGUAACCUUUGACUGAUGUUAUAAAUGGAGUCGGUGCGUAAUGGCUGAUUUGGCACUGUUGGAGGAUUAUGUCAUGGAGAGGAUUAAAGAGACUCAUCCAUCAAGAUGACUUUCUGAGUGGCUGUUUUAUAUUUCUGAACAGUCAUUGUGUGUGUUGAGUCCAGAUUUACAGAAGGAUCUAAUUAGACGGAGCAGGUCUGAGAGCAGGUCCUGAUCCCUGCUGGUUCUCUGGAAAACAGAGACAAAGAGAGUCAGGGAGACUAAAAUAAAGGUUUAUUCUGUGUUUUACUGCCAGGGAAUAAACUCAUAAUUGAGACAGACUUUUUAUAGGACUGCUGCUGGUUCCUAAGGCAUCACUGCAAACCCUGUGAUCGCCCUUUUACAGUCUACGCUGCACAGUCUAAGUGUUCAGUAGCUGACAGAAUCACUGCGCUCCGAUCCUGAUCAGAGUCACCCAAGAGGACCUCAUCCACAUCAGGUUCUCUACAAGUUAGUACAGGCGGGACAUGAGUGAGCCGAGCUGCAUUCUAAAGGCCGGUGCUACAAAGCGUGCAAAAGUGUGCUUUAAGUUUAGUUUAGAGAUUUAUAAAAACAGGGAUUUUUAGAUAGUAUUGAAGUGACACUGAUGGACUUGUGCUCAGAGUUCAGCUUGUUUGAAGUCAUGCUGUUGAGACCCGAGCGUUGAAAUUUCAGGACUGUGUCCAAAAUUCAGAUUUUCAUGCUUGUGAAAACUGAAAAACUGUCAAAUCUCUCUCUUUAUUUUAAUACCACUGAUGGUGGAAAAACUUUGUGAUCCUUAUUGAAAAGAGGACCGUGGCUGAUAUUUCUGUGAAAGGAAAUAUAUAAUUGUGGUAAAAACUGGAUAAAAAAAAUAAAAAUGUGUGUUAGUCAGUUUUUGAGUUAGCCGAGUUAGCUUUUAAAUUGUCAGGAUGAUUUACAGUUGGGCUUGAAUGAAAGACAAGAAGGUCUUCUUUGACACCCUGACUAUCAGCCUAAACUGGGAUAUAUACUAGCGUAAUUAAAUGCAGUUUUAAUCAGACGUGGGACAAACGUGAAGCACGAUGACCACCAGAGGGCGCUGUUAGGAUUAAAACAUUCUUCUGACUAAAAAAAAAGGUCAGGAGGGUCAGACAAAGACAACAAUCAUGGCAACAAUGGAGGAGAUAAUGAAAGAGAGGAACACCAUCAGAGCCAGUGGGACAAUUUAAUACUUCACUGAUCCACGAGAGCGAAAAGAAGAAGAGUUCUUACUGCAGCAGGCUUUACAAACAGCUUUAAAAACAGUUUUACAAACAGCUUUACAACCAGCCAACAUGGGAUUUACAGUGACGGUCCAAGCUCUGUAACAGCCCACAACAUGAAGUCCCAGCCUCCUUCUCCCACACGUCUGAAGUCUGUUGAGCUCGACCUGAUCUCCACCGCCUCGUCCUGCUGCAGCUCACCUGCUCCAGGUCUCAGACAGUCCGGUGAGCAGCCGCAGCCUCCUGAUUAAUUCCGUCUCAUUUCCUUUAACCGCUCAGACGCUUCAUCAUCUCGUAUAAUUUAUGUCUGUUUGUAUUUUCAGGGCCGGUGAGAGCGCCCGGCUGCUGCCUGAGGCCUUUAAGAUACAACAACGCGGCUCAUCUUUAACCCCAAACCUUCAGAUCCAGACUCUGAAAAUAAAUUUGUUUGUACGAAUUUAUCUGCAGCGUUUGUUUCUUUCUUGGAGAAGAAACGAGGGCAUCCAAAAUGCAGCCGUACAACUUCUCACACCUGUAAUUUCAGCGUCAUACACUCUCCUCUACAGGAGAGCAGCUGCUCAAAGUUUGGAGAACUUUCAUGGAGAAGUCGUUCUGUAUUUAAAGGAGUUUAUAAUCUGAGUGUUUACACUGCUGACUGUGUUGCAUUGCUUUCAAACGUCAUCAUUUCAGCCGCUUUAAAUGAGUCAGUUUUGGUCACUCUGUCCUGAUGAAGACCUCUUCUUCCUUUGCUCCAUGUUUUCCUCAGUUCAGUACUCGAAAAUAUAGAUUUUUUCCCUUGAGUAUCUCUUGAAACACCGAUAAGAAACAAAGACCUAUUAGCCCCCCUGGUUUACCUGCAGCUCUCUCAUUAGCCUCAAUUUUCUGCACCAGCACUAACAAUCCUUUCUCUAAUUACUGAAGUCCUUCAUCGAUCAGACGUCGGAAAAGUUCAGUGUUUACCUGCUCCAGCUGCAGCUCAGAGGUUCUGCAGGAGCAUUAAGCUUUGACCAGGUCGUAUAUAAACAGGUGGUUUCUGUGGUUGACCAGAUUCAGUCCGUCAAUUAGGAUGCAAAUUCACCCUUUUGUCCACGUGGUUGGGCCCGGACAUGGAGCUGAUUUAGGAAGAACAACAAAAACUCUAUAAAUCAGCUCUUUAGUACCUUCUCAACUGCAGUCAGAGUAAAAGACAAAAAGCAGUACAGAUGGUGAACUUAACUGAGCAUUCAGCAGCUAGAUAUGUUUCCCUCAGGGGUAAAGACUGAAAUUAGGGCAAAUGGAGAGUGAAUCUAAGACCUGUACUCACCAAGAGGCAGAAACUCGACUCAGAUUUGGGAUAUUUUGCUCUUGACUGAGAGGAUAUCCAUUUCAUGUUCAGUCCUUUCUCUCUCUCCAGUGCUAUUCCAGGUUUAGUCUUACGGGGGCGCUCACACCAAGCAUGAGUCAAAUUAUCUGCUCGCGUAAUUCGCACUAAUCUAGAAGCAUGUAUGAUAGUAUUUAAGGUAAUUUCAGCAGUAAUCCCUGCCAAUUCAACCAGCCGGAUCACGUGAUAGACAAAUGUUUUUUACAGUUUACUGGGUAAUCCAACCUCCUCACACACUCACCUUCAGACGAGUUCCUUUUAUUCCGGUUUCAGUAAUUGAAAGAAAAGGUAUCAUAUAAUUAGGGGCGCCCACAACCGUCCGUUUUCGUACGUCACUCGGCAACCUUCGUGCUGAUUGGUUAUCGUGAUGCGAAUAUCCGCUCAAGUUGAGACAUUUUCAGUUCCCGCCCAAUUUGUGUAAUUCGCGCCGCCAGAGUAGUAGGAGCGUCAUUCGCGUGAAUGAUUUUACUCGCACUCAGUGUGUGGAGACGGUUGGUCUUGGUCUUGUUAAACUAGCGUUGCCUUGGUAACCGGUUAAGUCUCUGUCAAUGACUCCCAUCAGGAAAAGUUUGAGUCAAAAUAAGUGAAAUGCAUGAAGGUGAGACGCAGAGUGAACAAGAAAAGUUAAAAUCAACCGAAACCUUCUCUUCUCAACAUCAUCAUCACCUCAUCUUCGUCAUAGAGAAUCGGAUUAUAAAACAUUAUCGCAAAAAAAGUGUGAGUUGGUUAAAUUAAAUGCCAAGAAUCAAAUAAAAGAAGAAAAUUAAAACAGAUUUUUGGUUGUAAAUCUUUCUUCUGGUUAAAGCUCCUGUGACAAACUUUGGUUUGUGUCAAUUUUGGCGCCCCCUGUGGACAAAGCAGCCUUUAACAAGCUUCAAUAGACAUCUCAUUCACCUGAAUUUUGACCGCCAAAUACUCACAUUGAAAACCCAUCAGUCUUGUCACUGAUGGUCGUGUUUGUUUUUCAGUUUCUUUUUCAUAGAGGUGGAAAAACUCCUCACAGGAGCUUUAAUCUGAACUCACCGACUGUCAGAUUCGAGCUCCGUCUCUGACGCCGAGCCUCUAAAAGUUCUGUGAGCUGAAAAUCCUUCGUCAUGACAAUAUUCUGGUAUGAUCCAGAAAUGUCAGCAGCGGGUGAGUCAGACAGAAAAGCGUCUAUUUUCUCCUCCAGACAGGAACUGGAUUUCUUUGUGUCUCUGUGUGUGACAGCAGUGUUUGCUGUCGCAUUUGAACAAGAUACAAACGGCGGCAGUCGGAGCUUCUGUCGGGAUCACACAGAGCUGAACACGCACUCACACACCCACACUGAGAGACACAAACGAAACACACAAACCAAAACAAGCAGGAUCUCACUUCAGAUGUUUCUUCAUGCUGACAUCUGUCUGUGUUUGUGGGACAUGCUGCUACAGUAACUCCAGAGAAACACCCCACCGGAGGAACUUUUGAAAGUUCACGGCGCUGAUCCGUCUCCAGAACAGAUCAUCUGAUUAGAUAGUGGAGUGACUCGCAGCAUAAAUUAGCAUCUCAAUUCGCCAAAGCCUGAUGUCUUUGAAACUACUUUGAGUUCUCGGAGCACUGAGGAGGCAAAGAUCACAUCGCUCUGAUAUAAAUCUCUGCACAUCAUCCGUGUUAAUGAAGAGGCUAAUCAGCAUAACUGCUCUUGUUUAAUUUAUCAUGCUGGAGCGUUAAUAACUCUUGUUGUCUGACUUUGCAGAGCUGAAAAGUCUGAAAGUAUCAGCGUAUUUUCUUCCACAUGAAGCUUCGAUGUUUUCUGAUCCCCUCGAUCUUUAAAGCGACUGUCCUUCGAAGAAGACAGAGAGCAUCAGCCGACAAGUCUGUUAGCCGCAGGAUCUGAAUACUUCUUGUUGACCAUCUGUCUGUCUGACCGUUUGACACGACCACAAUGACUCCAGACCGCCAUGACCCACUCAUCCUCACUGAGCUGAAACUUAACCAAAGCGGUCGAAUCAACAAACAAAGAACCUCGCUUUAAAGAAGUUUGGAUGCUUGAGAACUGCGAGACACUGAGUGUUGAAGCUUCAGAGGUGGAAGUCUUUCCAUUCUUGCUUGAUGGACAAAAAUAAAUUCCAGAUUUUUUUUUUCUCUGAAAACUUGAUUUUCCAUUUCGAUUUUUUAUUCAGUGACAACUUCAACAAACUUCAUUUCAAUCAUAAAGUUUUUCUAUCAUCUUUCAAAACGAAACCGCUGAAAACAAUGUAGUGCACAUGCCAAGUGGGUAGGUGGUGCUGUGACGCUGCACAGGAAAUGAACAAAAGACUGAAGAAGAGUAGAGAACAUGUGUAUAAAGGUCGUUUUGGAAAUGACGUCUAAAAACCUUUCACUUGUUCGUCUCCGCCCGUUUUCAUGGUGUGAAAUACGAUCCACCUGGAUCACGGAGUGUUUUAUUUUGAAAAGAAGCCGGAUGUUUUAUUUUGUGUCUGUGCCCGACUUCCUUUCCAGCACGGGUUAAUCUGUGCCGAAUUUAACCGGCACGCUCCGGCGUCCAUAAAAAAUAGAACUCUUGCGAUCAGCUGCAGAGUCCAGCGAUCCGCAGAGGAACGGAAAGAAGUUGGUUGAAAGUGAUACAAUAACGUGAAUGGUUACGAUCAGCUGUUAUCAGCGAAUGAGGUCUUUUUUAGCCGUUCUGGAUGCGGUGGAAAUUGGGGCUAACCAGUUCAUGAAGCAUCUGGGUCUGAAUUGGAUCCAAAUUCAUGAACGUUUCUUUAGUCCUGGUGCAUUACUUCCUGUUUGUACGAGUGCACAUCGUGAUGGGAACUGCCUCUCAUGUCGAGGUUUUCUUUCCGACAUACGAUCAACCUCUAAAAUGUAAAAACAGCUGAUAAAGCCUCUAAGAGGAUUGCUGCCUCAGCAGAAUGCUGAACAAAAUUGAAUUUCGCAGGUAAAAAAUUUAUGACCCGCUCUAUAAUCUGGUUUCAUGGUCGUUGUAUCGAGAAGGAUAAGCUCUCUGAAAGGGGCACCAAUUAGGAGCAGCAAGACAAGUGAUAGGUCAGAUUAUUAACCCGGUGUGCGGCCAUAAAAAAACUCACCGCCGUCUUUAAAAGUGACUUCAAUUGCAAAAAUCUCCACCGAGCAUUUCCCUCACGCUCUGACCCUUACAUAGAUAUAAACCCUCGGCCCCUCACUUCCUAACAUAUAUCCUCAUUUUAGAGGAGUGGAGGUAUAUCACUGAGGAGAGUUUCAAAGGGCAAAUGUGAGUAAUAAAGACAGAACCAGGGACUGAUACGAAUUGGCUGGUGGUUAACAAGUCCCCUGCCUCUGUGCUCUGAGCCACAGCUCCUCUCUGAGUAUCCUCCAGUGACAAAGAGUCAUCGUCCCGAGUAAUAACCAUCCAGGUUCCUCGUAAUGAAGAUGGAUCGGAGAGGGAUAAAUGCUAAAUGGAGGCGUAUUGCUAAGCAGGUAUGGUGAAGCGUUAUUAACGCCGCCAGAGUUAAUGACUGCGCUCCCCUCUGGCUGCGUGGAAAUGUAUGCAAUCUGAUAAGAGCUUCCUGCUAAACAAAUCAAGUCACUGGAGGAUUUCAAACCAGCGGCAGCUUCACUUGAAGUUCCAGAGAUCUGAUUUUCACAUCUGCUGUGAAGGUUUUCAUUUAAAUGCUUUAAAAGAGAGAAAAAACAUUAUCAUUGUUGUUACUAUUAUCAGAUAUUUCAAUGUUGUUUCUGAAGUUAUCGAGCCAAAACCUCUUCUCUUGUUGACAUCAGUGGGAAUGAAAAGAGAUUUUCAAAGAAAGAGGUAAAAUUUGGACCAAAAGCAGCUCGAUCUGGGCUGGUUUUUGCGAAGCAUCACUUCACCUCAGAUAGAAACCUGACUGUUUCACAGGAGACGGUUUCUUGACGCGAGCUGAUGUGCAGCGGUUUAAACACUGAGGAUUAUAAUUGAAAUGCAGCACAGUUCACCCGGGGCGGCAGGUAAAUGUUAGACUCCUAAAUCAGGCGCUCAAACUUCAUUUCUCCAUGUGGGAGACCUUUACGGCACAUCAGCGGGGCGGGGGCUUUUAUCACGCCGAGUUUGGCCGAACAAAGAGGAACAAAAGGGGGACGCCAACGCCUCUGUUGACGGGAUACAAACCAACAUUAACAUUGUCCUCAGAAUCAACAACAGUCCAUCAUGAUUAGGAACUUUUGAGAAGUGUUUUAGCUACGGGACGGUCAUAAUCAUUAGCUUAUUAUUAUGAUGAUGGUGGUGGAGGCAUUUAAGCAGCAUAAGAGACGUUUGCAGAGCUUAAUGAUCCAGAUGUGAUCAGAGUGAAGUGGGGGAAUGUGGCCGGGCUUUAUGGACUUCCUCUGAAACUGUUUUUGGUUUGUUGCUGUCUGUCAGAAACGUCUUGUUCUGAGCCUUUCAGAGCUUCCUGUUCCUGAGUUUUCUUUUGUUUGUGUUCAGCUCCAUUCGGCUCUUGUUUCUCUGACAGCUCUGACUUCUUUUCUUUUUGUCCUGUUGUUUUCAGAUUUGUCGGCAACAAAUCAUCCGUCUCUCAAGGAAAAUCUCCCGCUCUAUGUUCGACUCCAAAUCUGACAUGUUUUGUCUCGCUAACUACUGACAGUAUCAUCUUAUUUAUCAGUGAUUUUGUAUGAUUACAUGAAAAAGUGUAUGCUUUUCAUCUCCUUCAUUUACGAUUACCUUUAUGGCCGACUGAUUCAAUAUUUAGACAAGAAAAGGUUCCCAAGGUCUAACUCUGUUUUUUCUUUAUUUCUAGAUGCAAAAAGUUUAUUCAGUAAAUAAUGACAUUAAAUAUCAAAAAGACUGUUUUUUCCCCUCAAAUAACCUGAGUAGAGAUGAUUUUCUGUCAAUGGAUUCAUCCGGCGUCACCUUAAGACAUCCUCCCGUCAUCAAACUGACAUCAUCCAGGUCUCAUUUGUGCGUAUCUUUGAAAUUAAAGCAAAUUUUCAAGCUUUCGCAGGUUCGACUUCUUAUCACCCUUACAAACUGUAAACACCAGCUGGAAGAAACUCAUCAAGAAAAUCCAUCAAACCUAUAUUUAUAAUCAUCCCUAUAGUGCAAGAAAAUCAAACUCAGGUGGUUCAAAAAGGAGCCGACGGUGAUUAAUAUUAGUCAAUGUGGAGCGUUUACCCGAAAGACACGUUUCAGCUCAUUAAGUUCAUUUGCCUUUCCUGUGUUUAAAACACCAACAUGACCAGUAAUGAGCUCAAAUGAACCGAGGGACAGCAGCUGUGCCGUUUUCCUGAUAAUCAGGGAUUCCACUUGUCUACGGAUGUCGAAUUAAAAAUGUGUGUACAUGCAUUAAACAUCUAAUCUGAUUAAAAGCAGAGCUCUGGGAUUAAGAGACUAAAAGAAGUCCACCAAAGAAGUCCAUCUUAGCAACAUCAUAAAUCUCCAAUUAAGGUGUAAAAGGUCACUGCACUUCUCUGUUUACUGCCUCUCCAACAUGACCUGGUUUCUAUCCUUUGUUAAGAGUUUACGAUGUCGGAGAUUCCCCCCAGAAAUACGUCAGUAAAAGUAAUAUUUUGCCUUCAGCGUUUUUGUAGUCGGGAUUUUUCCAACAACAACAAUAAAAAAAAGGACAAAAACACGUCAAAAUGACAUUAAAGGGAUAUUCUGGUGUAAAAUUAAUUUAGGGUCAAACACACCGUAACACAGAGUUAGACCCCCCUCCAGAGAUUAAUGUUGCCGACCGCUUGCUUCUCUAGUUAUACCAACUUUAGUAACGACCGCACGAUAGCAAUACACAGCGGUCUGAGGAGCCAUAAACAAACCUCAACCAAAACGCCACUCUAUAGCCACAAAUAAUGCUCAGAACAGCACCUAACUUCAUCAACAGGACAUAUAGGGUCACAGACAUAGUACUAGACACCAAACAUCUUUUUAACUUUGACUCAUUUCUUCAGCAAAGAGACUAAACACAACUCACCUACUCUCUUCCGGCAGCUGCUUGUUUGUAGCGAGACCUCGGGCCGGUCCAUUAUGGACGGCAGCGGGGUGACGCAGCUAGAGAAAGAACAUUUAGGAUCACCCAUGGGUCAAGGUUUAGACUGCGAUUGGUUCCGGGAGGUUAGAUGGCUGAUGAUCUAAAUAUGAAACCCGCCAUCGGCUUAGGCCUGACCAGGAGCAUGUCACGAUAUCCCGAUAUUGGCGAUGCACGGAUAAGUUUUAAUUAUCGUGCUUUAACUCACCUUAAAUGUGGUCUGUGGUUUUGAUGUGCGACCCACUCAUGACCCCUUCCUCCCUUCAUGUCUCUAGGGAACGCCUUCGUGGUGAGUUUGGCUCUUGCAGACCUGGUCGUCGCCCUCUAUCCGUACCCCCUGGUGCUGACCGCCAUCUUCCACGACGGCUGGAUCGCCGGUUACAUCCACUGUCAGAUCAGCGGCUUCCUCAUGGGCCUCAGCGUCAUCGGCUCCAUCUUCAACAUCACCGGCAUCGCCAUCAACCGCUACUGCUACAUCUGCCACAGCCUUAAGUACGACAAACUCUUCUCCAACAGCAACACCAUGUGCUACGUCGUCCUGGUCUGGACGCUCACCAUCCUCGCAAUCGUACCCAACUGGUUCGUGGAGUCCCUGCAGUAUGACCCCCGGGUGUACUCCUGCACUUUCGCCCAGUCGGUGAGCUCGCUCUACACCAUCACAGUCGUGGUGGUGCACUUCAUCCUGCCGAUCGGCAUCGUAACCUACUGCUACCUGCGCAUCUGGAUCCUCGUCAUCCAGGUGAGGCGGAGGGUCAAGCCGGACUCCCGGCCAAAGAUCAAGCCGCACGAUCUCCGCAACUUCCUCACCAUGUUUGUGGUGUUCGUGCUCUUCGCUGUCUGCUGGGCGCCGCUGAACUUCAUCGGUCUGGCGGUGGCGCUGGACUCCAGGCUCAGCCGAGCGAUCCCCGAGUGGCUUUUCACAGCCAGCUACUUCAUGGCCUACUUCAACAGCUGCCUCAACGCUGUCGUCUACGGCGUCCUGAACCACAACUUCAGGAAGGAGUACAAGAGGAUCGUCCUGAUCAUCUUCAAGUUUCACUGCUGAGAUGACACACUGAGGGGCGGGGCUUAUUUUAACCUCUGGGACUUAAGAGAGGGAGGGAUGAACGUGACCUUAACAGGAAAGUGAAAUGAGACAAAGAGAAAGACGACACUUAAAACUACUACAGGGAAAAGAACGAAUCGUUUAGUCUGCAUGAGAAGAAGACGGGAAAUAAACGACGCCACACUGAGAGCGUUCGGUGAGGCCUUCAGGGAACUUGGAGACAAAGAAGUACGACGAAGGAAACAGAAACCUGAGUUUGGGUGUAACUCUUAACUUAGUAAUGUGUUUUUUUUGUUUGUUUUUUUCAUUAUUUUCUUGGGUAUAUUUUUAGUUUUCUUUGUUCAAAAAUCGUAUUUUCGUUUCAUUUAGAGAUUGUGAUGAUCUAAACGUUGAACUGUGAUCAAAGUUGACAGUCUUCUUGGCCAGACACCGUUUGUUUGCAGUUAUUUUUCAUAUUUCAGAAGUUGAGAUUUUUUCUGGAGCAACAAGCCAAACACUCGCAUGGAAAAAGACAGAAAGAAAAAGGUUAUUAAGAGGAAAAGAGGUGAUAAAAGAGAUGUGUUACUGCGUUCACUGAAACUUUUAAUUUGGUGUCUUAGGACUGGACUUCGACUUUGGUCCUUUUGACCUGAAAAAAUCAGUGUUGACAUGAAUUCAUGCUCAGAAGAGUCUUUCCUCUAAACUGGGAACUUGAAACUUAGAAUUUAAAAUCAAAGUUAAACUUCUCAUCGACCCAAUAAAAGCCCAGUAAUCGUCUGAGUAGAAGAAGAACUACAGGGACUACAGAGUUUCGGACUUCGACUUGACUUCGCCAACACCCAAAAAACUACAGACUUUUUCCUCUGUCCUGAACGCUGCUGUUUGUGCAGCCGAGGCUCUAAGUCUUCUAUCCUCUGGGACUUUCUCACCUCCUCACAUUAAUCGAUUUCUUCUACCUGGGACGGGAUCAGCACAGAUGGGACAGGUUCUCCAUCGCUGCUAAAUCCUGCGUUAAUCCGCUCAGACGGCACGAUGAUGCUUUCUCCUUCCCUCGGACCGGACACGUCUCUGUUGAAGACACUAAAACGAACAAACUAGAGUGAGAAACCAGGACAGAACACGGUGUCUCUGCCAUCCAGAAGCAAUACUGUGCGCACUUUCAUACCGUACUUAUCCUCAUCCAUUAAAGCUGCUUAUUUGAGUUCCCACUUUCCACAUAUCGGGCCCAAUUUCCAUCACACACCGUCCCUGCAGUGAGUAAAUUUACUUUACACUUCUCAUUUAAAUACGAAACUACAGGCGGUAUAAAGAGAGAAAAAAACGUGGGAAAUGGUUAUUCUGAUUCUGAACAGUAUUCUGACCACAUCACUGUGUUUCACUGUCCUGGAAAAUGAAAGAUGAAUGUUGCAUAAGAGUGGGUAAGAGGAGUGCUGCUGCUGCUGUGAUAAUCUGCCCUUGCUUCAGUCCCAUUUUAAUGAGCGCGCUCUAAGGCCUGACAAACACUGAGUGGAGGAGAAACGUUGUGGUGGAUUGUCGGCUCACGCUGUCGGAGGGUUUCCUCCACAACGCACGACCGACCAGAAGCCACUCGACCAGAUUCACGUUAUCACCUGGAGGAAUAAACGGCAGAGCUGAGAAAGUGGGAGGAGCUUUUGCACCGCAUCUGAAAAACAUGCAACUAACCCGAGAACCAAACAGACACACGACCCGCUGACUUGAUGCAUGUGCAAACACAGACCGGCACGUGAAAACUGAAGUUACGAUAUUACUCACAAAAAAAGUUCAGUUUCCAGAAACACCCGUCUUCAUGUGGACCAGGUCUCAAUCUCUGCGUACAUCAGGUGCUUUCAAAACCAGGUGGCUUCACCUCUCACUAUGUGUUCCCGGCCUUAAAGUGUGUGUGUGUGUGUGAGUGUGAGUGUGUGUGUUUGUGUGUGUGCUCUAGGACCUGUUCUUCCUUGAAAGAGACCCCCCUGUGUGUGAAUGUGUGCAUUCAGUGUCUGUGUCUGUCUUUGUUUUGAUCUCUGUGCCAAAGUUUCUCCUGCUUCAAAGGUCGGGAAGGUUUGGAGGUUUUAACCACAGACUGUAUAAAUUAUGGACAACUUGGCUCCGCCUUCAGUCAGUACACGGAUUUGAAGCCGAAUUUCUCUCAGUAUUUCCGGGAUUUUCUCCUCCACUUGCACAGUAGCAGGGCUUGACACGAACUUUUUUCACAAGGAGCACAUGUUCUCCUAAGUUGAAAAAAGGAGCACACAAAGAACUUAAGGGGCACGAUGAAAAUUGAUCAAAUAAUGUUUGUCUUAUUGGUCGACUUAAGUACUAUUAUUCGAAAUCAAUUUUAGGUCAAUUGGUCACAUGACAUGGAAGCUAUUGAAAGAAAACAGCCUUUUCUGAGAACAUCAACCGGUAAUUUAUUGAUGGUCCAUUAUUCAAAACUCGGCGUUGACAGCGAGGAGUAGAUAUAACCGCGCUGCUGUUGUUAUUCCUGGUCAUGGAGAGUGAGAAGACACCGGUGAAUGUCUGUCAAAUAUCCAAACUAAAACUAACUUCACUGCGGUAUUUAAAUGAAAAAAUCAUUUGUCG